This is a messenger RNA of Pistacia vera, 2820 nucleotides long. RefSeq names its product cell division cycle protein 48 homolog. The coding region runs from base 115 to 2550 and encodes 811 amino acids. The record is from RefSeq and is a predicted model, not a curated record. Gene Ontology annotation, biological process: mitotic spindle disassembly; autophagosome maturation; retrograde protein transport, ER to cytosol. The transcript is spliced from 9 exons. Gene Ontology annotation, molecular function: ATP binding; polyubiquitin modification-dependent protein binding; ATP hydrolysis activity. Gene Ontology annotation, cellular component: cytosol; VCP-NPL4-UFD1 AAA ATPase complex; nucleus. NCBI's taxonomy places the organism in Eukaryota, Viridiplantae, Streptophyta, Magnoliopsida, Sapindales, Anacardiaceae.
CCAAGCCCACACCGAUCGCUUACUUUAUCAGCUGUAAGUUUUGAUUUAGAAGAAUCCAAUUACAGAAAGAGAGAAAGAAACUUGGAAGCUUAAGAAAAUCAAAAUUCAAAAGCAAUGGCUGAUCCUAGUGCCCAACCAUCUUCUUCUUCAAACCCGAAAAGUGAUAAGAAAGAUUUUUCCACCGCAAUCCUGGAGCGCAAGAAGUCUCCCAACCGUCUUGUUGUUGAUGAAGCUGUCAAUGAUGACAAUUCUGUGAUUUCCAUGCACCCUACGACCAUGGAAAAGCUUCAGUUUUUUCGAGGAGACACUGUUUUGAUUAAGGGAAAGAAAAGAAAAGACACUGUUUGCAUUGUUCUUGCUGAUGAACAAUGUGAAGAACCAAAAGUGAGAAUGAACAAAGUUGUACGUUCUAAUCUUAGAGUUCGCCUUGGAGAUGUCGUAUCUGUUCAUCAGUGCCCUGAUGUGAAAUAUGGGAGACGGGUUCAUAUCCUUCCCAUUGAUGAUACAAUUGAGGGUGUAACUGGCAACUUAUUUGAUGCAUAUUUAAAGCCAUACUUCUUGGAAUCUUACCGGCCUGUGAGAAAGGGUGACUUUUUCCUGGUCAGGGGCGGAAUGCGAAGUGUUGAGUUUAAAGUAAUUGAGGCGGACCCUGGGGAGUACUGUGUUGUUGCACCAGAUACUGAAAUCUUCUGUGAAGGGGAACCCAUCAAACGUGAGGAUGAGGAGAGGUUAAAUGAAAUAGGCUAUGAUGAUGUCGGCGGUGUUAGGAAGCAAAUGGCUCAAAUUCGUGAGCUUGUAGAACUUCCUCUCAGACACCCUCAGCUCUUCAAAUCAAUUGGUGUGAAACCCCCAAAGGGAAUCUUGCUUUACGGGCCACCUGGUUCUGGAAAAACCUUGAUUGCAAGAGCUGUUGCUAAUGAGACAGGUGCUUUCUUCUUUUUGAUUAAUGGACCUGAAAUAAUGUCAAAGUUGGCUGGUGAGAGUGAAAGCAACUUGAGGAAGGCAUUUGAAGAAGCAGAAAAGAAUGCCCCAGCGAUCAUAUUUAUUGAUGAAUUAGAUUCCAUAGCUCCAAAGAGGGAAAAGACACAUGGUGAAGUGGAGAGGCGUAUAGUGUCCCAGCUUCUAACUCUAAUGGAUGGCCUUAAGUCCCGGGUUCAUGUGAUUGUUAUGGGAGCCACAAAUAGGCCAAAUAGCAUUGAUCCUGCUUUGAGGAGAUUUGGGAGAUUUGAUCGAGAGAUUGACAUAGGUGUUCCUGAUGAAGUUGGAAGAUUGGAAGUUCUCCGAAUCCACACAAGAAACAUGAAGCUUGCUGAAGAUGUUGAUCUUGAAAGAGUUGCAAGAGAUACCCAUGGUUAUGUGGGAGCAGAUCUUGCUGCUCUCUGUACUGAAUCGGCCCUUCAGUGUAUCCGGGAGAAAAUGGAUGUCAUUGACUUAGAGGAUGAGACAAUUGAUGCUGAGGUGUUGAAUUCAAUGGCUGUAACUAACGAACACUUCCUAACUGCAUUGGGGAUCUCAAACCCAUCAGCCUUGCGUGAAACUGUUGUGGAGGUUCCUAAUGUCUCAUGGGAGGAUAUUGGUGGGUUGGAAAAUGUUAAGAGAGAGCUUCAAGAGACUGUACAAUAUCCAGUGGAGCAUCCUGAGAAAUUUGAGAAAUUUGGCAUGUCACCUUCUAAGGGUGUUCUCUUCUAUGGACCUCCUGGCUGUGGUAAAACCCUUCUUGCAAAAGCUAUUGCCAAUGAGUGUCAGGCUAACUUCAUAAGUGUCAAAGGACCUGAGUUGCUAACAAUGUGGUUUGGAGAAAGUGAAGCAAAUGUACGGGAGAUUUUUGACAAAGCGCGGCAGUCAGCUCCAUGUGUACUAUUCUUUGAUGAACUCGAUUCUAUUGCUACGCAGCGUGGAAGUUCUGUUGGAGAUGCUGGUGGUGCUGCUGAUAGAGUCUUGAAUCAACUACUGACUGAAAUGGAUGGGAUGACAGCGAAAAAAACAGUUUUCAUCAUAGGUGCUACCAACAGGCCAGACAUUAUUGACCCAGCAUUGCUCAGGCCUGGACGUCUGGACCAAUUAAUUUAUAUUCCUCUGCCAGAUGAGGCUUCCCGUCUUCAGAUAUUUAAAGCAUGUUUGCGAAAGUCGCCUGUCUCUCGUGAUGUUGACUUAGUAGCUCUUGCACGUUAUACCCAUGGUUUUAGUGGUGCAGAUAUUACUGAAAUAUGUCAGCGUGCCUGCAAAUAUGCUAUAAGAGAAAAUAUUGAGAAGGAUAUUGAGAGGGAGAGGAGGAAGAGUGAGAAUCCUGAGGCCAUGGAAGAAGAUGAUAUUGAUGAUGUCCCUGAGAUUAAAGCGGCACACUUUGAGGAGUCAAUGAAGUAUGCACGCCGGAGUGUCAGUGAUGCAGACAUCCGGAAGUAUCAGCUCUUUGCACAGACUUUACAGCAAUCUCGUGGAAUUGGAUCCGAGUUCCGGUUUCCCGAUCGAACAGCGAAUGCUGCCACAGGUGCUUCAGACACAUUCUCUACAGUUACUGCUGCUGCAGAUGAUGAUGAUCUUUAUAACUGAACUAACACCCUUGUGACAUCAAGAUACUGCAGCAUAUAGAAGUAGGGCAGAAGAUAGAUAUACUGCCAUGAGAACACAUGUUUAUUUUGCUUAGUAAUUUUCGGAUCUGGUGCUUUAUUUUCCAUUUUAUCGUCAUUUAAGUAGUUUCUCAUAUAAGAUCCAGUGUGGAUAGAUAUGGAAUCGAGUUUUGAUGUGUGAGGAAGGCUUUAACAUCGUUGUAUAAUAUCUAUACAUAUAGACAUAUUUAUAUAUAUGAUUUUGGACUUGGUA